Messenger RNA from Phascolarctos cinereus (koala), 6751 nucleotides. RefSeq lists its product as uncharacterized. The record is from RefSeq and is a predicted model, not a curated record. Gene Ontology annotation, cellular component: nucleoplasm. Gene Ontology annotation, biological process: negative regulation of transcription by RNA polymerase II; regulation of cytokine production; regulation of immune system process. Lineage: Eukaryota; Metazoa; Chordata; Mammalia; Diprotodontia; Phascolarctidae. Gene Ontology annotation, molecular function: RNA polymerase II cis-regulatory region sequence-specific DNA binding; DNA-binding transcription repressor activity, RNA polymerase II-specific.
GGAAGUGGUCUGAAUUUUAAGUUAAGAGUUUGAGUGAAAGGAGUUAGUUUGUGGCAAAGCUUAUAUUUUUAAAGUCAGAUUUAGUUGUUAAUUUUUAAAACAGUAAAGGUUAGUUAAGUUUCCGUUUCCUUAGUUUAUGGAUAAAAAUAAUAUCCUUUAUGAUUAAUGAAUCAAUAAUGUUCAUCUUUUUAAAAAUAUCUGGGUGCACCCUCUAAUGAAAAAUGCUGUAUAGACCUGUGCCUUUGUUUGGGGGGGGGGCGAGCAGGUGGAUGCAGUGAAUAAUAUCCCCUCCACACCAUAGUGGACCUUCUUGGUGCGUUACUGUGCCCCCCCCAAAAAAAAUCAUCUCCCGAUGACUAGUCUUCUGGUGGCUGACGCCCACCUCCAGGGGGCCGAUAAGGCCUUAUUUUCCCCAGUAAAUGACUCACAGUAGGUUUUUCUUAACUCUUUCAUGAGUGAAUGAAACUCAUUACCAUCCUGUUUUUAUGGCCAGGCUCUGUCUAACUGCAGGGCUGUGAUUCCUUGCCCCCUUCCCACCCUCCUGCUCUGCCCCCACCCCCAGUCAAUGUGUGUGUUUAUAUAUGGGUCAUACACUGUACUAUUAACAUAUCUUGUACAUUUUAAAACAAACCAAGAAUUAAAACUUUAAACAGGAUGAAAUAAACAAUAGUUUAUUUUCACAUUUUUUUAAUGGUGCAAAACCUAUUUGCAGUCAGUUUAUUAAGAUUUCAUUGACAGCAAUAUGAUUGGAUCGUGCUUCAUUAUUUUUAUUUUUUUGUUAAGAUUUUUUUUUAAUUGAACAAAAUCUGUUGUCCUUUCUUCUCGGCUCCCGCUCCAUUGGAAAACAAAACAAAACAAAACAAGCUCCCUCAUUGCCCAUGCUCAAAAAAUACAAGCUUCAUUCUGCCUCCUGACUCUCUCACCUUUUUGUCAGGAGGCAGACAACAUGGCGGGCAGCUAGGUGGCGCUGUAGAUAGAGCUCCAGCCCUGGUGUCGGGAGGACCAGAGUUCAAAUGUGACCUUAGACCAGACACUUGACACUAGCUGUGUGACCCUGGGCAAAUCACUUAACCCCCAUUGCCCCAUCCUUGGCUCUUCUGGAUUGUCAUUGCAUGGAUCUUAGUUCUUAUAGCUCUCAAAGGUGUCUUUGCUGUGUUGCUGUUUUAAAAGUGAUUUUCCUGGUGUUGCUCAAUUCACUCUUCAUCUUAUAAAAGUCUUCAGAAUUGUUUUGGUAAUAUUGAUGUUAUGGUGAAGCUCGUUGUAUUGGUUUAGCUCACUGCUCAGUUCCUGUGCUCGCAUCAGUUCAUGCCAGUCUCUCCAUGUCUCUGAAAUCAUCUAGUUCCUCAUUUAUUAUAGCACAAGAAUAUUCCAUCCCACUCAUAUGCCACAGUGGGUUCAGCUAUUCUGCAGCUAAUGGGUAUCCUUUAAUUUCUGGGUUUUUUUGUUUUUGUUUGUUUUUUUUGCCACCACAAAAAGAAUUGUUAUCAGUAUUUUUGUACAUAUAGGACCUUUUUGUCUUCCAUUGAUUUCUUUGGGGUGUCGUCCUAACAGUGGUAAAGGGUUAAAGGGUCACUUUUUAGUCACUUUCUUUAUAUAAUUCUAAAUUGCUUUCCAGGAUGUUUAUACCCAUUUCACAGGUCCAUCAACAGCUGUACAUCAAUGUGCUUGUUUUCAUAGCCCCUCCAACAUUUGUUAUUUUCCUUCUUUGUCAUCUUUGCCAAUAUGAUGAAAGGGAACUACCGUGUUUGCCGGCCAACCCUCCUCUGUCAAGUGACUUAAUAAAAUUCUCUCUAAAACUUUUUCAGGUUUUGGGAUUUGUUUUCAAAUGGAACAUGCAAUCAAAAUCAUCCAUUUUAUCAUCUGUGAUUCCCUCUAUCCCUUGUUUGGUCAUGAACUUUUCUUCCAUCCAGAGAGCUGAGAGAGAAUUUUUUCUAUGUUUCUCUAACUUGUUUACUAUGUGACCUUUUAUAUCUAAAUCACAUAUGCAAUUCUUCUUGGUAUAUGGUAUAUGUAGUGAGGUGUCCAUCCAAAUCCAAUUUCUUCCAUACUACUGUCUGAUUUUCCCAGCAGCUUUUAUCAAAUAGUGAGUCUUAUUAGACCCCUUUAUUAAAGAACUUUAUUAAGGACCCCUAGUAGCUGGGGUCUUUGUAUUUGUAUUUGUAUUUGUCAAAAACCAGGUGAAAAGUUCAUUUUUUCCUGUACGUUGUAUACCUCAUCUGUUCCACUGAUUAAUCUCUAUUUUUAACCAGUGCAAAUUAUUUUGAGAAUCAAUGCUUUGUAGUAUAGUUUGAGAUCUGGUCCUGUUAAGCUUCCUUCCUUCACACCUUUUUUUAUUAUUUCUUUGUGUUUUUUUGACCUCUUUGGCCACAAUAUAACUUUUCUUAUUUUUUCUACUUCUAUAAAGUAAUUCUUUGAUAGUCUGAUUAAUAUGACAUUUAAUAAGUAAAUUGAUUUUGGUAGAAUUGUCAUUUUUAUCAUGUCGACUCAUCAUACCCAUGAACAAUUACAGUUCCAGUUAUUUAGGUCUGUGUUUCUGUAAGCAGCAGUUUGUAGUUAUAUAAUUCUUGUGUGUACUUUGUAGGUAGAUUCUCAAGUAUUUUAUACAUUCUGUAGUAAUUUUAAAUGGAAUUUCUCUCUUCCCACUGGGUUUUAUUGAUACUAUAUAGAAACUAAUAAUUUAUGUGGAUUUAUUUUAUAUCCUGCAAUUUUGCUGAAGUUAUUUCAAUUAAUUUUAGUUGGCUCUCUAGGGUUCUUUAAGAAUGCCAUCAUAUCAUCUGCAGAAAGUGAUCAUUUCGUUUCUUCUUUACCUACAGUCAUUCCCUCAGUUUCUCUUUCUUGUCUUAUUGCUAUAGCCAGCAUCUCUUGUACCAGGUCAGAUAGAAGUGGUGACAUUGGACAUCCUUGUUUUACAAACCCUGAUUUCAUUGGAAAGGAUCCUAGUUGACCCCCAGCCUGUAGUACCAGAGACACAGUUCUCAGAUGAGCCCCAGAGGGAAGAGCCCCAGUUGAAGCGAUCUUGCUUUUGAGUUCCCAGGUCCCGGCUUUACUAGAAGGUGAAGGUGGUAGACGAUGUCUUCCAGGAAAAUGUCUCCAGCACAGGAGAAGGUUCCUGUCCUGAGACCUUUAAUCAGAGUUCCAGGGCAGCUCUUGAGGUGAAGGGGCAGCCCCUGGGACUACUUGCUGGUGGCAGAAGAAGUGGCAGUCAUCCUGGCUGGCCAGAGAGGAUUGGAUGGGUGACCACGUGGCCUUGGACUCAAUGCUUGGGGAGAAAGCUCGAGGCCGUGCCCUUCACCAAGACAGCAGCAUGGAGGUGGCUGAGGAGGGUGUGACUUUUGGAUUCCUCACAGCCACAUUUCAGGAAUCGGUGAUGUUUAAAGACGUGGCUGUGGACUUCACCCAGGAGGAGUGGAGCCGCCUGGAUCCUGCCCAGAGGGCCCUGUACAGGGAUGUGAUGUUGGAGAACUAUGAGAACCUGGUCUCCUUGGGGCUUCCUGUUUCCAAACUGGAUGUGAUCUCCCUGUUGGAGAGAGGAGAAGCCCCAUGGAGGCCUGAGGGAGGAGGCCCAAGAUGCUCCUGUCCAGAUCUCUGUAUUGAGGACAGCAGGGUUACAAGCAAAGGCUCCCUUCUGAUACAGGCUGUUUGCAUGGAAGAAUCAUCCAAGAAAAUAUUGCCAAAGGAUCCCAUGCAGUGUUCAAAGAUUCAAGAAGCUGGAGAAGAUGAUAUUAAUUUAGAGAAACCGAAGGGUAGCCAAGAGAGGCAGUCCAGACAAGUGGCAAUCCCUCCUAGAACAACAUUUAAUAAAGGGGAUGUGCCUCAGGGAAAUACACUGGGGAGAAGUUUUAGUCUGGGGUCAGUCUUGGGUGCAUUGUGGAAGGGAGGUGUGGAGAAACGGUUCCAUAAAUAUAAGACACUUGGAAAGAGCUUCAGGGAUUUUUCAGAACUGAAUGUGUGUAAUAGAUCCUCCUUAGAGAAAAACUUGGGUAAGUGUAGCUCGUGCAGAAAGCCCUUCAGUUAUCGCUCAGACCUAGUUAAAUUUCAUAGAAUUCAUACUAGAGAAAGGCUACAUGAACACAAUGAAUGUGGAAAAGCCUUUGGCAGAAGACAAAAUAUCACCGGACAUCAGAGAAGUGACACUGGAGAAAAGCAUUACGAAUGUAAUCAAUAUGGGAAAGGCUUUAGUCACAAGGAACUCUUGAUUAAACAUAAGAAAUUAAAUACUGGAGUGAAACCCUUUGAAUGUAUUGAAUGUGGAAAGUCCUUCAGGGAAAGUAAAGUACUCAAAAGCCAUCAGAGAAUUCAUACUGGAGAGAAACCUUUUGAAUGUAAUGAGUGUGGGAAAGGCUUCAGCCAGAGGGCCAACCUUGUUAGGCAUCAGAGAACUCACACUGGUGUGAAACCCUUUGCAUGUAAUGAAUGUGGGAAGGCCUUUAGCCAGAGGGGACAGCUCAUUUAUCAUCAGAGAAUUCAUACUGGAGAAAAACCCUUUGAGUGUAAUGAGUGUGGGAAAGCCUUCAGCCGGAGGGCAAUCCUUGUUACUCAUCAGAGAACUCACACUGGAGAGAAACCCUUUGCAUGUAAUGAAUGUGGGAAAGCCUUCAGUGAAAGUAAAGUACUCAAAAGCCAUCAGAGAAUUCAUACUGGAGAAAAACCCUUUGAAUGUAAUGAGUGUGGGAAAGCCUUCAGCCAGAGGGGGCUGCUUAUUUAUCACCAGAGAAUCCAUACUGGAGUGAAACCCUUUGAAUGUAAUGAAUGUGGAAAAGCCUUCAUUGAGAGUCAAGUAUUGAAAAGCCAUCAGAGAAUCCAUACUGGAGAGAAACCUUUUGAAUGCAAUGAAUGUGGUAAAGGCUUCAGCCAGAGGGGCCAUCUUAUUAGACAUCAGAGAACUCAUACUGGAGUGAAACCCUUUGAAUGUAAUGAAUGCCAGAAAGCUUUCAGUCAGAGAGGAAACCUCAUUUAUCAUCAGAGAAUUCAUACUGGAGAGAAGCCUUUUGAAUGUAGUGAGUGUGGGAAAGGCUUUAGACAGAGGGCAGUCCUUAUCACCCAUCAGAGAACUCACACAGGAGUGAAACCUUUUGAAUGUAAUGAAUGUGGGAAAGGCUUCAGCCAGAGAGGACACCUCAUUAGACAUCAAAGAACCCAUACUGGAGUGAAACCCUUUAAAUGUAAUGAAUGUGGGAAAGGCUUUAGCCAGAGUGGACACCUUAUUAAACAUCAGAAAAUCCAUACUGGAUCAAAACAUUUUGAAUGUAAUAAAUUUCUUCAUCAAGAACAGGCUAUCACAAAGUAGCUGCCCGUUGAUUGGGGAAUGGCUAAAUGUAUUGUGUUAUAGAUAAUGAAAUUCUGCUGUGCUAUAAGAAAUGGUGAAGAAUUCAAAAGAACAUGAGAUAACCUGAACUGAUGCAGGAUAAAGUAAGGAGAACCAGCAAUACAAUAUAGACAAUGAAUACAACAAUAUAAACAGAACAAGAAAAUUAAAUGCAGUGUCAUUUUAGUGACCCAGCUUGACCCCAGGGAAUGGGAAAUGCACUUGCCUCCCUUUUUUUGCAGAAAUGGGAAGACUGGGGAUAGAUAACCUUGUGUUCACUGUUGGAUUUGCUGGAUUGUGUUGGUUGGUUUUACUUCCUACCCUUCCCAUCUUCAUUCUUUAUUACAAGAGAUGGCUUCCUGGGUAGAAAGGGGUGGAGGUCAUAUGAAAACAUAUGAAAAUUAUUUUUAAAAGAACAUGUUAUGCUGGACUAAACUCAUUUCCUUUACUGAUUGAUGAGGUUACUAAACUAGUUUAUAUCUUGUUUACAUGCUGUUUCCACCCCUCCCCCUUAGACUGUGAGCUCCUCGAGGGCAAGGACUGUUCAUUUUUUUUUAACUUUCUUUGUAUCCCCAGUGCUUGGCAUAGUGCCUGGCACAUAGUAGGCAUUUAAGAAAUGCUUGUUGAUUGAAUGGGGUUAAGGGAAUGCUGUAGGUAUAGUUUAACCUAGAGUGAAGGUAGUUAACGAAGUCUUUUUGUGGAAAAAAAAAAUAGAGCAAUGUAGACUAGAUAGUGUCGAAUUAAAUGGGUCCAAAACUGGGUUGAGUCAUCAACUCUAAAGAGUUAUCAUUAGUGAUUCAGCGGCAGAGUGAAAGGCCUGCAAGGGAGUGCCCCAGGCUCCCGAGCUCUUGAAGUGGAGACACAGAUGCUGCACUUACCAAAUUCUCUGCUCCCUUCUGUGUAUUUAAAAAAUAUUUUGUUGACGUUCUUUUUUCUUUAGCCUCACUGUCACUAACCUUCCUCUCCUCAUCUACGUCUGUUCGCUCACCCCCCACCCCCAAGCCUUCUAUUUUAACAUAUACACGCAGUCAAGCUAACCUGGUAGCACUUCAGCCACGUCUGAAAAUAGACCUUUCAUUCUGCAUCUCUGCUAGGAUGUGGAAGACACGGUUCAUCCUCCAUCAUUGGCAGUCAUCAUUCAUUGCACUGAAACAGGGACACAGACAAGACGGUUUUGGAACUACUACCUCCAGUUUGUUGUGUAAUUAAAAAACAACCUGUAUAUAAUCAAAAUCCACAGUUACUGGUAUUGUUUUUCAAGGGUUUUAUAUAUGGAAGUGAUGUAAAAUAGGUAGACAAAACCUAUAUGAAGCUUGUGUUAGGCAGGCACUGGGUGCUGUAUGAGGAGGCUGGACUGUAAGAGUCUUUGAGUUCACACUCUGUGGUCUUAGGAACUAUAAUCCUCGUUUAUUUUUGUCAAGUUCAUAAUAAUAAACAUUUUAUUUU